GGUUGCGCGCCAAAAUUCGCUGGCCGUGGUCGCACACAAGGCGCGCGCACGUCGCACGUGAAUCUUCAAAAGUAUCGGCCAGAGUAUCGGCGCCAAGGAGUGGGAUAGUUUACAAUCUCCCUAGAAGAAUAGAUCCUUAUUACCUUGAAACAAUGCCUGGAGAAACAGGAUGUGUGUUGCGGUUUGUGAAGACGACGGCAAAUGCUUUUUCCCCUGUCAAGGGAUCGGUCAAAGCAGCUGGUUUCGAUUUGAGAAGUGCCUAUGACUACGAGAUUCCAGCACGGGGCAAGGAGCUCGUAAAGACGGACCUCCAAAUCCAGCUCCCCUCAGGUUGCUAUGGAAGAGUGGCACCACGCUCUGGACUUGCAUGGAAAAAUCACAUUGAUGUCGGAGCUGGUGUCAUUGAUGAAGAUUAUCGAGGAAAUGUUGGAGUGGUGAUGUUCAACCAUGGCGAAACCUCCUUUAAAGUAUGCAAGGGAGACAGGAUUGCCCAACUGAUUUGUGAAAGGAUUUUCUAUCCACAACUUGAAGAAUGCAAGGAACUGUCGGACACUGAACGGGGUGCAGGUGGCUUUGGAUCAACUGGAACCAACUAGUCAUCAGUGCUGCUGGGGUUAUUGAUUGAAUUUUACUGCAUUCUUGUUUGGAAUGGCAGUUCACUUUUAGUUUAAUGUCAUCAUGUACAACCAUCUUUUGGACUCGACUAUUUUAAAAUUAUUUUGAUCAUGUUAUGAUCUAGAUUUGUAGUCCUUAAAUGUUCCUCAACAAUUGAUUUAUCUGAUUUGUUCAUAAUGUCACAUUUGUUUUUAAGUUUUGUUUCAUUUCAGGUAUUUGUGUUCUGUGUCCUUGUCAUUAAAUUAUUUUUUUAAGAUAAAAA
Messenger RNA from Thrips palmi, 877 nucleotides. It is a transcript of the gene dUTPase, whose product is annotated as deoxyuridine 5'-triphosphate nucleotidohydrolase. Gene Ontology annotation, molecular function: magnesium ion binding; dUTP diphosphatase activity. Bases 153 to 596 code for a protein of 147 amino acids. Gene Ontology annotation, biological process: dUMP biosynthetic process; dUTP catabolic process. The record is from RefSeq and is a predicted model, not a curated record. The transcript is spliced from 4 exons. Lineage: Eukaryota; Metazoa; Arthropoda; Insecta; Thysanoptera; Thripidae.